CACAGCUCAACUACUUUCUAGCAGCUAACUGGGAGGACAUAUAAAACAAAGGUGUUUAAACUGCUCUUCAGCUCAUUUAAAGAUGGGAAUUAUUGAUGAUAUCAAGGACACGGUAUCCAAGGCGGUGUUUACUCCUUCUUCGCUGUUAUCUGGCCGAGGCGGACUGCACGCGGCUCAGAUCCUUCUGUCUCUGGUCACCUUUGUCCUGGCUGCCUUCAGAGGGGGGAGCACCCAUACCUACUGGAACUAUGCAAUGUUCACCUGGGCCUUCUGCCCCAUCAUGACCCUCAUCAUCACCAUUAUUGAGAUGUUAAAGCUUGAUGUCAUACUCAAUAUGUUUUGCAUGGACUGGGAUGACUUCACCACUGGGAUGGCCAUGUCUUCUACACUCAUGACUGUCUCUGUCGCCAUUACCUAUGCCAAUUUCUAUGCCUGCCUGAAAUGCCUGUAUGGUUGGAUAGUGAGCAUAUUUGCUUUCUUGUGUGGCUUUGUCUACACAGUGGAAGUGGUGAAGGACAAAAUCAUGGACAAGAAGAAAGGGUCCUACCUGUCUGCUCUGCCUGGAUUCUGGAAGGUUAUGGAGGCCUUUGUGAGCUGCAUCAUUUUUAUAUCACUGACUGGUUACAGAGACAAGCCGGCUUUGAUCUUGUGUAUUAUAGCAUAUGCCAUUCCUUUCCCCAUCCUCCCUCUAAUAAUAGCUACCAACAUCUUAAAGAAACUGAAGAUGUGUUUGCCCUUUAACCUGGACAGGUUUGUGUUUAUAUUUCUGGUGAUCUCUGUUGUGCUGUAUAUAUUUGCAGCUAUUGUGUGGCCCAUUUUUACAUUCAGAAACAACCCUCGUCCCAGUGACUGUCCACCAAGCUUCUGUAUCUGGGCCAUACAGUUUAUGGUUACAUUUAUGACCUAUGUGAAUCUCAUUCUUUUCACACUGGACCUCAUUUUUACCCUGCUUGGCAUCUGUGGGUUUAAACGCACCUAAACUUUAACAGGACAUUUAAACUUGUUCUUCAGGGUUAGGCUUAGUCUUAAUAUAAAAACAUCUCUUCCCAUUACAUUAAAACAAAAAAGUGUGUUUUUUUUCUAGCAAAAAAUAUGUUUCUAGUUUAAAUUAUGCCUUUAAAGCCUGAUGUAAAUUGACAUUUCUGAUCAGAAGUCACGUGAUCACAUUUUCCACAUUUGGGUCCAUGAGUGUACGCAGUCUCUUUUGGAGCACAAGCAGCACUGCAGCUGUGCACCAAUCAUGGAUUGGGGCUUUAAACAUCCAUUUCUGGUCACACUCAAAUUGCCAGAUUUAAAAGCUAAUCGACAUUUGUGGUGAUGUGUAAAGAACACACAAGGCCAGGAUUUUGUCACACUGGCUCAAUAUCAGACUGAACACAGAACAGAAAAGUGGCAACAACAAAAAAAAGCUACAAUUCUAGCCAUAGCGACAGUUCUGAGCAACUAGGUUUCUGGUAGUAUUCUUUUAUAUAUUCUGCGUAUUAUGUUUGCAUGAUGAACAUUUGAACAUAUAUCCUUUGUCCAGUUUAUUAAUGGUCCAAUGUAAAGUAUAAUGUGUGAUGCAUAAUUAAACCUAAUAUUACAAUUCA
This is a messenger RNA of Dicentrarchus labrax (European seabass), 1589 nucleotides long. RefSeq names its product myeloid-associated differentiation marker-like protein 2. Lineage: Eukaryota; Metazoa; Chordata; Actinopteri; Moronidae. Bases 83 to 979 code for a protein of 298 amino acids. The transcript has a single exon. The record is from RefSeq and is a predicted model, not a curated record. Gene Ontology annotation, cellular component: membrane.